CUCUUUUCCUCUCUCUCUUCUACCCCUACCCUACCUCUCCCAAUAGCUCUUUCAAGUGUCAUUUUCUCAUAUAUACUUCACACAAAAGAAACAACCAUUCACUUCUUCAACCUUACCUUCUCUCUCUCUCUCUCUCUCUCUCUCUCUCAAUCUCAAAUUAAUCUCUAGCUGCAACUAAUCUUCCCAAUUCCUCAACAAACAAACAAUCCUCCAUAUCCACACAAAAGUGAAUUAUUUAGAGGGGAAAGUGAAGAAGAGAAUGGAGCUGUUUCCGGCACAGCCAGACCUGUCUCUGCGGAUCAGCCCUUUAAACAGCACCACCUCAUCGAGCUGGAGAAGAGGAGGGGAAGAAGAAAUGGAUUUGGGGUUUUGGAAGCGGGCUCUCGAGUCAAGAGCCUCCCUCUCUUCAAUGCCCAAGCCCGACCUCAACCUCUCUAAUCCACCCAGGGUUUCCGACACCACCAACGCCCACCAGCACCACCACCUCCUCCACGGCGGCUUCGCCCGGCCGCAGCUGGGGGAGGAAGUGAAUUUGAGGCCGAUUAGGGGAAUUCCGGUGUACCAAAACCCUCCUUCUUUCCCCUUCACACCUCAUUAUCACCACCACCAUCAACAGCAGCACCACCAGCAGCAGCAGCAUCAUUUGGAAUCAUCUUAUAAUCACAUCGCAACCGCAGCGUCGGUGGCGCCCUACACCUCCCAAGGCCUCAUGCGAUCGCGCUUCCUCUCCAGAUUUCCGGCUAAGCGGAGCAUGAGGGCCCCACGGAUGCGCUGGACCACAACCCUCCACGCCCGUUUCGUUCACGCCGUUGAGCUCCUCGGCGGCCAUGAAAGAGCUACGCCCAAAUCAGUUCUCGAGCUCAUGGAUGUCAAAGAUCUCACCUUGGCUCACGUUAAAUCCCAUUUACAGUUUUUGCAGAUGUACCGCACAGUGAAGUCUACUGAUAGAGCCUCAGCUAAUUCAGGAAAUUUGGAAGCACUCGAAAAUGGGUCGUCCGGGGAUACAUCAGACGACUUUCUCUUUGAUAAUAUUCAGAAUUCACACAAGUCUGAAGUAUCUGUGGAGAAGGGAAGGCAAUUUAAUGUUGAUCAAGAAAGGGAAUAUAGUGUUUUGUGGAGCAAUUCCUCAAGCGGGCAAGAAGCUUGGUUGCAUGGAAGAGAAGUGAACGUACAACCUCACCUUCACGAGAAGGAGAUAUGUGAUGUGAGCUCAUCAUCAGAGACAAGCAGAAGCCCUAAGAAGAAGAUGAAGCCUAAUUUGGAGUUCACGUUGGGGAGAGAAUGAUGCAUCUUGCUACUCAUUUUCAAAUCAUUAUAAAUCUUCUGACUCAAGAGAAUCAGGUGCCCACUGAGAUAAAUCUGAAAAGAAAAAGCAGAUAAAGAAAGACAGGGAGACAAGAAAGACAGAAAGCAUACAAAAGGGAGAUAGGUAGGAAAAAAAAAAAGAAAAGAAAAAGGCUAAUAUAUGCUUGCUGUCAAGGUUAUCAUCUGAUUCUCAUCAUUACAUUACAUUUUCAUAUAUUACUAAUAUGUAUUCUGAGCUGAGGUAAAUAUUAAGAUAAUGUAAUUCCCAUCGGUUUUCUCUUAUUUAAGUAACUUAUGUUGAUA
Messenger RNA from Salvia hispanica, 1608 nucleotides. It is a transcript of the gene KAN2, whose product is annotated as Homeodomain-like superfamily protein. Gene Ontology annotation, biological process: abaxial cell fate specification; regulation of DNA-templated transcription. The record is from RefSeq and is a predicted model, not a curated record. Gene Ontology annotation, molecular function: transcription cis-regulatory region binding. NCBI's taxonomy places the organism in Eukaryota, Viridiplantae, Streptophyta, Magnoliopsida, Lamiales, Lamiaceae. Gene Ontology annotation, cellular component: nucleus.